AACCUCAUCAUUUCUCAGUUCUCGUGUUCUUCUUCUUCUUCUGAGUCGUAUCAGUUCAGACCAAAAAUGGCUCAUAGUCUGCCUCUGAAACACUUGUUCUGUACAACCAUUUUGGCUUUCUUAGCAUUGGCUUUGUUAUCAAAAGCAGAGCUUGAUGCCCAUUAUUAUGACCAUUCAUGUCCCCAGUUGGAAAAAAUCAUCAAGGACACUGUUGUUAAUGCCUCUAAGCAUGACCCUAAAGUCCCAGCUCGUAUUCUGAGGAUGUUCUUCCAUGACUGUUUCAUUAGGGGUUGUGAUGCAUCAGUGUUAUUAGACUCAACUCCCACAAACAAAGCAGAGAAAGAUGGCCCUCCAAACAUCUCUGUUCGAUCAUUCUAUGUGAUCGACCAAGCUAAAGCCAAGCUUGAAAAGGAAUGCCCACACAUAGUUUCAUGUGCUGAUAUUCUUGCCAUUGCUGCUAGAGAUGUGGUAGCCCUGUCUGGGGGUCCAUCAUGGGAUGUUCUAAAAGGAAGAAAAGAUGGAAGAGUCUCAAAAGCAUCAGACACAAGAAACUUACCAGCUCCAACUUCAAAUAUGAGCCAACUUAUUCAAAGCUUCGCCUCAAGAGGGUUAGACAUCAAAGAUUUAGUCACUCUAUCUGGUGGUCACACUUUGGGAUUCUCCCAUUGUUCUUCAUUUGAAGCUCGUCUCAGAAAUUUCAGUCUGUUACAUGACGUUGAUCCAAGUUUGGACUCUGAGUUUGCACAAGAUCUCAAGAAGAAAUGCCCAGAAAAAGCCUUCAGGGGCCAUAAUGCCGGACACUUCAUGGACUCAACAGCUUCAGUGUUUGAUAAUGACUAUUACAAGAGAUUGCUUGCUGGGCGAGGACUGUUCAUAUCAGAUCAAGCCAUUGUUGGAGAUUACAGAACCAGAAGGAUUGUUGAAGCUUUUGCUAAAGAUCAAACCUUGUUCUUCAACCAGUUUGUUGCUUCCAUGUUGAAGCUUGGCAAUGUGGGUGUGUCUCAGGAUGGAGAAGUGAGACGUGAUUGCAAGGUUGUGAAUUGAGAAAGAAGCCGGAGACUAACUAUCGUCCAAAAAACAUUUUUCUGUUUUUUUUUUUCCCUUUCACUGCUUCUGUGGUUUGCAAGGUGGUGAUAAUGUGUUGUCAUGACUCAAGACUAAAUAAAAUAAGAAUGUCGUGAAAUGAAAAAUGUUGUCGUUUUCUUUAAAUAAUAUGUCUUACUCUUGAUGAUCCCCAAGUC
Molecule: messenger RNA, 1241 nt
Organism: Neltuma alba
Lineage: Eukaryota; Viridiplantae; Streptophyta; Magnoliopsida; Fabales; Fabaceae
Product: peroxidase 66
Exons: 3
Coding region: 67-1044 (325 amino acids)
Biological process (GO): hydrogen peroxide catabolic process; response to oxidative stress
Molecular function (GO): heme binding; peroxidase activity
Source: RefSeq, a predicted model, not a curated record